UCCCAGCCCGAAGCACCCCGCCGCGGCGUGGCUCACCUCGGCUCCUGGAGCGACCCGAAAAGACCGAUUUCAUCGGAUGCCUCCCCUUCUGGAGCCUGCGGUGCCAGCAGCAAAAGAAGACGAUGGUGGCGAUGGUGCCCAGCAGAAGCAACAAGAGGAAGAGGGCGCAUUGGAUGCUGUAGGGUCUCAGCAAGACGAGGAAAGCCGCGGCGAUCAUGGAAAAGCGUUAAUUUGGGGGCUACAUCCAGAAUAGCAUCAUCUACAUGAGUAUUCCCUCUUCCUACAAUUUCAGAAAAUCUUUGAUAACUACUUGAGAAAAUGCAGAAGAUCUUGCAAACAGAUGACAUUACCAAUACCCAAGCUCUUAGGAAAGGAAAGAGGAAAAGGACAGAGACAAUGGACUCAGAGAAUGCAAAUAGUGACAUGGAUAAAGGACAGGUCUCACUGAUGUCCUCCACUCUUUUCUCAAGUCCAAGAGACCCAUUUUCAGGAAAUGCCUUUCUGCCUGGUGAGAGCUCCAGUGAGGAUGAAGAGCCUUUAGCAGACUUGUCAAAGGAGGAAUUGUGCACGAAAAUAAAAAGCCUGAAACAAAAAUUAACAAACACCCGGAAAGAAAACAGCCGACUUCGACAGUCUUUGGUCAUGCUUCAAGUGUUACCACAGGCGGUCACGCAGUUUGAAGAAUUAGUUGGAAUGGCAGAGGCCCUGCUUAAGGGUGGAGGAACCAUGUCCACAUCUGCAUCCACCCUCUGGAGGGCAACAAACAACUCCUCACCAGACUCAUUUGCCUCAACGUGCAGUAAUUCUAACUCUAAUUCCAGUUCACCUAUUUCCUUGAAAGCUGAAGAAGAGCAUCAUACUGAUGAAAAACAGUUCAAGAUUGAAAAAUGGCAGAUUUCCCGUUGUAACAAGAGCAAGCCUCAGAAGUUUAUUAAUGAUUUAAUGCAAGUACUUUACACAAAUGAAUACAUGGCCACACACAGCCUGACAGGAGCAAAGUCCUCUACUUCGAGGGACAAAGCCGUAAAACCAGCUAUGAAUCAGAAUGAAGUUCAAGAAAUUAUAGGAGUCACAAAACAGUUAUUUCCCAACACAGAUGAUGUUUCAAUUAGGAGAAUGAUAGGGCAAAAGCUAAACAACUGUACCAAGAAGCCAAAUUUAAGCAAAAAUCUGAACUCUCAGGAUAUUAAGUAGAUCCCUUUGGUGUUGUAGGUAUCUGAAAUAAAACACUUCAGUUCUGAAUUUGACAUUGGAUUUUGUUGGAGACUCUGCAGUGAGCACAGACACACAUAGUGACAAGCUGUGAGACAUCCGUAAUAACGCUGACUCUUGAUGGAGCAACAAGCUUGCUGAAGAAGCUGCAUGUAGAUUCCAGCUUAAAUAUCAGUGAUGCAUCAAACCGGAGAAUUUCUAACAGUCAAAUAAGCAUGCAAUAUGCUUUCUUAGAAAUAUGCAUUUUCCUGUCCCCAAAUGCUUCUCUGUACAGCUAACUUAACACAAUAGAGCUUUUAUCAUAGCAACAAAAACUUCAGCUCCUAAGAUUUGUCAUUGUCCUGGAUCAAUCACUGUACAUUUAUUAUCACCAAUGACUCCCCAUUUUAGUUUUUGGAUCUUCAGCAUAAACACAUAUUUGGGAAAGUAAGUAGUGAAAUAAUCAAUGUUCAUGAAUGUGAGGGCGGCAAAAUUGGCCUAAAAUCUGAUAAUCAUACCUAACCAAGUAAUGGUGUCUUCACAAUGAAAUUACAGAAUUAUUCUGUUACCUAAAAAUAAUCCAAAAGAAGUGAAAGCAGAAUGACCUGUUUAUUUUUUUUUUGACCUGUUUAUUUUAAUGUGAAGCUAUUCCACUGCACUCUUGCAAAAGAAAUAAACCCAAGGUUUUGUGAGUGUUAAAACAGUGCAUCAUCGAUUUGAAAAUUUUUUCUGUGUGUUUACAUGCUUUUAACUUUUUAUUGCCUAAUGUAUAAUUUUAUACAUUAAAUAUAUAUGUGUAACAUAAAACAUAAAUGUCAUCUAAAAUAUCCUAUGUAAGAUAUAACAUCCUCUGUAUUUGGUUAGUUUUAUUGCUAUACUGCUUAGUUUUAACUGGUUUGAUUUCAUAAUAUCAGAAGAAAAAAGUAUUGAAAACAAAAUCACAUGGGUUGGAUAAUCACACAAAAAGAAAAAUACCAUUUUGUAAAAAAAAAGAAAAAGAAAAAAACAUUUUGUGAAUGAAUGAAAGAUAAAGCAUUCUUCAUCAAGAGACUUCUCCUUUGAUGUCAGCUUGCCACACAUGACAACUUUGCAAUAACAAGCCAUGCUUCUUCAGUGUACAGGUUAUGUUUAAACUUGGGAAAGAGGUCGCAUAUAAUAGUUGGAAAGUUCAGAACUGCAGACCCAGAGAACAUUCCAUAAUGCUGCUCAAUAACAAUGUGGUCAUACAAAAUAAAUACGAUUAAGGAAAUAACUUCUGUUAACAUUUGCUACUUUUACUUAAAUAUAAAUAAAUCCCAUUGAAAACAUAA
Molecule: messenger RNA, 2501 nt
Organism: Canis lupus familiaris (dog)
Lineage: Eukaryota; Metazoa; Chordata; Mammalia; Carnivora; Canidae
Gene: BEND6
Product: BEN domain containing 6
Exons: 8
Coding region: 319-1194 (291 amino acids)
Biological process (GO): positive regulation of neuron differentiation; negative regulation of Notch signaling pathway
Cellular component (GO): nucleus
Molecular function (GO): DNA binding; transcription corepressor activity
Source: RefSeq, a predicted model, not a curated record